GGAAAGGUAUGAUUGAGAGGUUGAAGAUGGGUUCUUCCGAUGAUGGUGUUCUAUCAUUGGUUGUGUUUGUGGUUAUUGGCAUGGUGACAUUAAUGAUCCCUGUCAAUGCAAACCUCUCUCCUCAUUUCUAUGAUAAAGUUUGCCCUCAAGCAUUACCUGUCAUAAGAUCAGUGGUUCAAAGAGCUAUUAACAGAGAACCUCGCAUUGGAGCUUCUCUUCUGCGCUUGCAUUUCCAUGACUGCUUCGUCAAUGGUUGUGAUGGAUCAAUUCUGCUAGACGACACCAGAAACUUCAUUGGCGAGAAGACAGCUUUUCCAAAUAAUAAUUCAGCAAGAGGGUUUUCUGUGGUUGAUGAAAUCAAAGCAGCAGUUGACAAGGCCUGCAAACGCCCUGUGGUGUCAUGUGCAGAUAUUUUAGCCAUAGCAGCUCGUGAUUCCGUUGCCAUUUACGGGGGAAAACACUUUUGGUACCAAGUGUUGUUGGGUAGAAGAGAUGCAAGAACUGCAAGCAGGGAUGCUGCAAAUUCCAAUCUUCCUCCACCAACCUUCAGCUUCUCUCAGCUUGUUUCCAACUUCCAAUCUCACGGAUUGAAUGUGAAGGACCUUGUGGCUCUCUCUGGAGGCCACACCAUUGGCUUUGCAAGGUGCACUACCUUCAGAAACAGAAUCUACAAUGAAUCCAACAUUGACCCCAAGUUUGCAGCAUCCUUGAGGAACAUAUGUCCUCGAAGUGGUGGAGACAAUAACUUAGAAAAAUUAGAUGCUACUCCUGCAAGAGCUGACAGCAGAUACUUCACAGAUUUGCUGCAGAAAAAGGGUCUCCUCCAUUCUGAUCAAGAACUGUUCAAGGGACAAGGCAGAGAAAGUGACAAGCUGGUGCAGCUAUACAGUAGAAGCCCUGUAUCUUUUGCUAGAGAUUUCAAAGCUUCAAUGAUCAAAAUGGGUAACUUGAAGCCUCUUACUGGGAGUAAGGGAGAGAUCAGAUGUCACUGCAGAAGGGUGAAUUAGAAUCACAAAUUACAAGGUGUGAAUUUCAAUAAUGGUAUGCAGUGGAAAGAAUAAGAAGCUGUAUGUAUUGUACCAUAUUGUAUAAUAUGCUUGGUCAUGUCUGCGUUGUUCAAUGAAACAUUUUGCGUGUU
Molecule: messenger RNA, 1138 nt
Organism: Vigna umbellata (rice bean)
Lineage: Eukaryota; Viridiplantae; Streptophyta; Magnoliopsida; Fabales; Fabaceae
Product: peroxidase RIP1-like
Biological process (GO): hydrogen peroxide catabolic process; response to oxidative stress
Molecular function (GO): heme binding; peroxidase activity
Source: RefSeq, a predicted model, not a curated record